AUGUUUCAUGAUAUAAGCCUUGCUCUGGCUAACUCAGGAAAUUCUUUGCUUGGUUUGAACUAUGUUGCUGGUAGUUAUGGCAACUGGUCAAUGAAAAGCGCCUGCAAUGCGACCUGCGGUCGUGGUUUUGAAACUUGGACACGAAAUUGUGAUAACCCAAGGCCAAAAUAUGGUGGACGAAACUGCAGUCAUUUAGGAGAGCCGGUUGAAUACAGACCAUGUUGGACAAAAUACUGCCCAGUUAACGGCGGUUAUAGCAAAUGGAAUUUGAGUAUUCGAUGCAGUGCUUCAUGCGGAGAGGGAGUGGAAAUAUGGCGACGUACUUGUGACAAUCCAGAACCUAAAUACCACGGCCGUGGAUGCGGUGGGAUCGGGAACCCGACUGAGAUUAGAAAAUGUAGCAGAAAACCAUGCCCAGUUGACGGUAAUUACAGUAACUGGACAAAGGCGUUUCCUUGUAGCGUCACUUGUGGUAAUGGUGUAGAAAUAUGGAUACGGAAAUGUGAUAAUCCUCCGGGAAAAUAUGGCGGGAACUGUGAUAAAAGAGGGUUAGCUACAGAAAAUAGAUCAUGUGAAGAGAAACCCUGUCCAGACACCGUCGACUCCGAAGUGAUUGGCCUUAUCGUUGGUGUUGCUAUCAUGUUCGUCGUAGCUGUUACAAUUUUCAUUUUUGCUUUUCGAAAAAGUCAAAAUAGAGGAUCUUUGUAUUACGCCCUUCUUCAUUUUUCACACUCCCGCAACCCUCGACAGCUUGAGAUGAACAGCCUGUCAGAAGAACGAUCGAGUGCGCUGCAAACAGGUUUUUGUGCCAUACGACAAGUUGGCUGCGCAGCCUAA
Dendronephthya gigantea is the source of this 837-nucleotide messenger RNA. RefSeq names its product mucin-like protein. The record is from RefSeq and is a predicted model, not a curated record. The transcript is spliced from 7 exons. NCBI's taxonomy places the organism in Eukaryota, Metazoa, Cnidaria, Anthozoa, Malacalcyonacea, Nephtheidae. The coding region runs from base 1 to 837 and encodes 278 amino acids.